AUAACAAGACGUUUCCUACCGAUGAAGAGCCAAUGGGGCUUUUCAAAAUUCAUCUCUAAAAAAGUUAUGUCCGAACCAUCAAACGGUUACCUACUCGACGACACAAGUGUGUUUGGUGCUGAGGUUUUCAUUGUGGAAAAAGAAGCAGCAGCAAUUGAAUGUCUAUCUUUGAGGAAUUUCGAUAUUCCUUACACACGUGAUUGGAUUAUUCCAAACUUCUCUAAAUUGGAAGAUAUUUGGGAAUCUGAAGAAUUCUAUGCUGGAGGCGAAAAAUGGACGGUUCAACUUUACCCAAAAGGAAAUGGAAAAGGAGCCGGCAGCCAUGUCGGCAUCUUUUUGCAGUAUCACGGUUCCGGAAAAAUGCAAGCAAGUUAUACGAUAUGUAUCAAAAACCAGCUUUCUGAUCAACACGUGAAAAGAACUACAAUCGAUCGCUUGUUCCCAACCAAUAAUUGGGGAUGGCCUUUAUUCAUGGAGCUUGCAACUAUUAAUGAUCCUAAAAAGGGAUUCGUUGUCUGUGAUACUUGUCUCGUACAUAUCGAAAUUUCGUCUCUGAAAGAUGUCGUGCAGUGAUCGAUAUCGUAUCAUUUAUGAUGGAAUAUUAGCUGCACAUUAUAUUAUUCAUCUCUCUCUCUCUAUAUAUGAAUUUUCAGUUUACAUUAAUAACUUGGAUGGAUAAUUUUCCAGAAAAUAUUUUCAGUUUAAACCUCUUUUGUUCGAUC
Erythranthe guttata (spotted monkey flower) is the source of this 722-nucleotide messenger RNA. NCBI's taxonomy places the organism in Eukaryota, Viridiplantae, Streptophyta, Magnoliopsida, Lamiales, Phrymaceae. The record is from RefSeq and is a predicted model, not a curated record.